Molecule: messenger RNA, 3341 nt
Organism: Chanos chanos (milkfish)
Lineage: Eukaryota; Metazoa; Chordata; Actinopteri; Gonorynchiformes; Chanidae
Product: rho GTPase-activating protein 12-like
Exons: 19
Coding region: 151-2811 (886 amino acids)
Biological process (GO): signal transduction; regulation of GTPase activity
Cellular component (GO): cytoplasm
Molecular function (GO): protein binding
Source: RefSeq, a predicted model, not a curated record
GUUGUCACAGGAGUCCAUUUCUUUUCUGACGGGAAUAUUUCUGUUCAAACUCCAGGUGCUUGACCUCAGUAACAUCACGCCAUGGUGAGCCCUGUUGCCUGUCUCUGUUGACCUUUGACCCACUCAACCCCCCCCGGCCCCUGAGCGGCGAUGUCGGAUCGUGACGGCCGUAGCGAGUUGCCCGUGGCACCGGGCCAGGCAUACGUGGAAGUGGAGUAUGACUACGAUUAUAAAUCCAAAGACCGCACCAUCAGCAUCCGACAGGGCGAAUGUUACCAACUCGUCAGGAAGGCCAACGAGGACUGGUGGCAGGUACGCAAAGACGAGUCCAGCAAACCGUUCUACGCGCCCGCCCAGUACGUCCGCGAGGUACGGCGGGCUCUCAUGCCGCCUCCCAAACCGCUCCCCCACACGGGCGUGGCCCCCAGGCGCAGCUCCGACAAGAGACCCACGCAUCUGGAGCUUCGCCGUUCGGACGAGAGUCUGAAUAAACAGUCGCCCUCCCACUCCCCUACGCCCUCCACCUCCAGCGGGCACCUGACUCCUCCCAUACCCAGCAGGGAGGCUGGCAGCAGCCCCGGGAGUCCCUCCCCCCAGAGGAGGUGUGGAGGAGAUGGAUCAGGAGAUCCUCAGCCAAACCACCCCAGGCAUGGCUCCUUGCCCCGCUCCAGAGCAGAAUCCCCCCUGGGACGCAGAAAGCCUCUGGACUUGGACAUGGGCGGAGAGAGAGAGAAGGAUGGAGAGAGAGACAGGAAGGAGAGGAGGAGGAGUAACAAUAAGGAAAGUGGGCGGAGUCGGAACAGAGACUCACAGGGAGAGGGAGGCGGUUUGGAGAAAAGUCGCAACGACUCCGAAUCUGGAGACGAACUGAGUAGCAGCUCUACCGAACAGCUACAGACGGUGUCUGCGGGUCAGGGGAGGGCGGACUCACCGGUGUACACUAACCUGCAGGAACUGAAGAUCUCUCAGACCAGUCAGCCGCCUGCCCCCUCUUCCUCUCCCCUGCAGACGCUGGGAGACUGGGAGGUUUACAAAGACUCCAGCGGCCGUCACUACUACUACAACCCAUUCACUCAGGAGAGGACAUGGAAGCCCCCACGCUCACGAGACACCAUCAGCCGCAGGGAGGACACACACAGCAACGCCGAUACGGAGCCUCUCUCAUCGGAGGAGAACUGUUUGAGCACAUAUUCCAGCCAGUCAGAUAGCCAGUACGGUUCGCCCCCUAGAGGCUGGUCUGAGGAACUUGAUGAGCAUGGUCACACUUUGUAUGUGUGUGACUAUACUAACGAGAAGUGGAUCAAACACACAGAUGAUAAAGGUCGGCCGUAUUACUACAGUGCAGAUGGUUCCAGAUCUGAGUGGGAGCUUCCCAAGGUUAACAUCAGAUCACAGACCGGCGCCGGAGACGCGCCCAAAACCCGCAGUCUGGACCGCCGACCCCCCGACCCCAUCGUCCUGACCAAGUGGAGGCACAGUACCUACAAUCUGGACAGCAAUGACAAGUUAAGGCAGCGGUCAGUCAAAAAUCGGCGAAUCAUCUCGCUGCGUCGAAAAGUCUCCACCCGCCUCCAUCCUUAUAGACUACAAGACUACCCAAAGCCCAGCUCUCCUGAUUCGGACUCCUCCUGCCCCUCUUCUCCAAAACAUCCCAGUUCACCCUCAGAGAAAUCUGGUAACCUUAACGUGACUAAAAUCACAGAGCAGGGCAAGAAAGUCCGGAAGAACUGGACUUCGUCCUGGGCAGUUCUGCAUGGAUCCUCUUUGCAGUUUGCUAAAAGCCAAGGGGGCUGGUUUGGUAGCCAUCAGACCAAACCUGAUUUCAGUGUUGAUUUGAGAGGUGGGUCUGUGGACUGGGCCUCCAAAGACAAGUCCAGUAAGAAGAACGUUCUAGAGCUGAAAACGAGGCAAGGGACAGAGGUUCUCAUCCAAUCAGAUAACGAUGGCACCAUGAACGACUGGCUGAGAAUCCUAAAGGAGACCAUCGACACACACGUGUGGGAGUCUGAUGAGGCCAUAGAAGAGGACAUGCCUGAAUCUCCAGGUGCAGAGAAACAGGACAAAGAAAAAGAGCACAGAGACUCCAAGAAAUCUAGAGCCAUGAAGAACUCGACCAGUAUGGACUCGUCUGAUCAGAAGAAGACCAGGACCAAACUGAAGAAGUUUCUUACUCGCAGACCCACUCUACAGGCAGUCAGAGACAAAGGCUAUAUCGAAGACCAGGUGUUUGGCUGCGAUCUCAGCAGUCUGUGCCAGAGUGAAAACUCCACAGUUCCACACUUUGUCAUCAUGUGCAUCGACCACGUAGAGAGUCGCGGUCUCAGUUUGGAUGGAUUGUACAGGGUCAGUGGGAAUCUGGCAAUCAUUCAGAAACUGCGCUUUGCUGUCAAUCACGAUGAGUGUGUGAAUCUGGAGGACAGGAAAUGGGAGGAUAUCCACGUGAUCACUGGGGCACUGAAGAUGUUUUUCCGAGAGCUUUCAGAGCCUCUCUUUACCUACACUCUAUUCAACGACUUCAUCAGUGCUAUCAAAGUUUCUGAUUACAGACAGAGAGUACAGGCUGUUAAAGAGUUGGUGAAAAAGUUGCCACCACCUAACCAUGACACCAUGCAGGUGCUCUUCAAACACCUUAGGAAAGUGAUAGAUCAUGGAGAGGAGAACAGGAUGACGACCCAGAGCGUGGCCAUUGUGUUCGGCCCCACUUUGCUCCGUCCCGAGGUUGAGACGUGGAACAUGGCAGUGCACAUGGUCUACCAGAACCAGAUCGUUGAACUCAUCUUACUCGAAUAUGAGACCAUCUUCGGCAGGUAGGCCACACCCGCAGGCUCCCUCUGACCAAUCACAGCUCUCCAUCCACCGCAAGAGAGACAGCCCACUCUGGGUAAAGGCGACAACACUGUGGAGACCUAAGACUGCCUGUCAUUUGGUCAGCACAGACAGAGAACCGCCCACUUUAGUCUAAGACACUCCCACAAGGACGAGACACCUCCCGCUUAAGAAUAGUGCAUCGCCUACUGAAGCCGCCAACCACUGUCUGAACGGACGCCUUCUUAACUGGACCGAGUGACUCAACAGUAUUUCUGUCUUUAAAUGGACCCGGGAACAUCCCAGUCCAGAACUCUGAACAGGCUCAUGACACAUGUGGACCCUGCUCUGUGUUUGGUAUCAUCCAGACAUGAGGGUUCAAAAAGAGUUACUUCUGAAAUCUGGGUCUUUCUCUCGCUCUGUCUUACGCUCACUCGCUCAUUUUCUCUCUCUCUCUCUCUCUCUCUCAUAUGCCUGUAGCAAUUUGCGUUUGCUUCUGAUUUCUAUUGUACUGGAUCCUUUUUUCACUGUGAAUG